This is a messenger RNA of Angiostrongylus costaricensis, 909 nucleotides long. The record is from the annotation of a GenBank genome assembly. NCBI's taxonomy places the organism in Eukaryota, Metazoa, Nematoda, Chromadorea, Rhabditida, Metastrongylidae.
AUGAAACUCGUGUGUCAGUAUUUUGAACACCGUGUAGUCUCAACCAUUUUGAACUGCGCUUCCGUUCACACACAGCUCGAGAUUGUAAGGUUUAUCCUUGAUGCUGUAGGGUCGUCCGCACGACCAUCGCUGCCGACUUUAUCCACCACUUUGAAGGGAUUGAAAAAACACUUUGUGCUUAUUCUCGACGAAAUAGACCAUCUUGCCUCAAAAACGAAUUCGUUUUUAUACACCACAUUUCAAUGGCCACAGACAGUAACAGCUAAACUGAUAGUUAUUGGAAUUGCUAACUCUAUUGAUCUCACGGAACGAUUGUUACCGAAGCUAAAAAUGAGCCAACCUCCUGAAACGCUUGUUUUUGCGCCGUAUUCAAAAGACGAAAUAGCACAAAUUUUAAAAAACAAGUUAUCUGAUGAAUCGUGUUUUGAGGACUAUACUAUGGAUCCGGCUGCGUUGGAACUGUGUUCCAGAAAGGUAGCUGCCAUGAGCGGUGAUUUACGGACAGCGUUCCACGUUAUGAAACAAACACAUUCCGGCGAACCAGGGACACCGCGUGGUUGUCGACAAGUGUUGGGGAUGCUAAAUAAUGUUUACUCAUCACCACUCGCUAGAGCACGUCUUCCCCUUCAACCUCGGCUUCUGCUUGCUGUUGCAGUAGCUAUGUCGUCCAAUAAGAGUGUGCUUAAUGUGGUUUCCUUAACCAAUGCGUAUUCUCGUGCAUGUGAUGUCGUGAAGGUACCGCGGCUGGAAGGGGAAGAUUUCACAGCAGCUUUGCAAGUACUUGAAAGUCAGUCCUUCAUUAAGGAGGGUUCCGGUGGGCAACUAGUACUACAGGUGAAUGCAGCCACUGCAAAGACAGCUAUUGCUGAUAAUGUAAUGAUUGCUCAAGUCAGUGAACUAAACCUGUGA